Catharus ustulatus (Swainson's thrush) is the source of this 3867-nucleotide messenger RNA. It is a transcript of the gene LRRN1, whose product is annotated as leucine rich repeat neuronal 1. Gene Ontology annotation, molecular function: protein binding. NCBI's taxonomy places the organism in Eukaryota, Metazoa, Chordata, Aves, Passeriformes, Turdidae. The record is from RefSeq and is a predicted model, not a curated record.
CAUCCCUCGUUCCCCGCAUCACGGCAUCCCGGCGCGGUGGGACCGCGGCGGCAGCAGCGGAUGUGCAGCCCCGGGGGACACCCGCGGCAUCGCCCGGCCGGCGGACCAUCUCCAGACAGUGAUUUACAGAAGAUUCUAAAACACUGAGGAGCAGCUGUGGGUCUUCAGAGCAUCUCUUAACUUCAGUAAACUCAGAAAAUCAUCUUCCACCUUUCUGGAUGUCCAAGCCUUUCACCUUAAACGUCAAGCUCUACAUUUUCUGCUUGAUAGGGGAUCACCCUCUUCCUCCGUGGGGAUUUUAGGGGGCUGGGGAGCUGAACCCCCUCGCUGGCCAGCAUGGCAAAGGUUAGAGUUGUUUUAACUGUGUGCCAGUUGGUGCUAGAAUUGUUAAUGAAUUCAUUAACUGAGUCUUCCAUACAGAGCAGCGAAUGUCCACAGCUUUGUGUCUGUGAGAUCAGGCCCUGGUUUACACCACAGUCAACCUACAGGGAAGCCACCACCGUUGACUGCAACGACCUCCGGCUAACAAAAAUCCCCAGCAACCUCUCCAGUGACACCCAAGUCCUUCUGUUGCAAAGCAACAACAUUGCAAAGACCACAGACGAACUCCAGCAGCUCUUUAAUUUGACAGAGUUGGAUUUUUCACAAAAUAACUUCACGAGUAUCAGAGAUGUGGGGCUCUCCAAUCUCACCCAGCUCACGACUUUGCACCUGGAGGAGAACCAGAUCACGGAGAUGACUGACUACUGCCUGCAAGACCUCUGCAAUCUGCAGGAGCUCUACAUCAACCACAACCAGAUCAGCAGCAUUUCUGCAAACGCCUUCUCUGGCCUGAAAAAUCUUCUGAGGUUACACCUCAACUCCAACAAGUUAAAGGUUAUUGACAGCCGUUGGUUUGAUUCGACUCCCAACUUAGAGAUUCUGAUGAUUGGAGAAAACCCAGUGAUUGGAAUACUUGAUAUGAAUUUCAAACCACUCUCAAACUUAAGGAGUCUAGUUUUGGCAGGUAUGUACCUCACAGACAUUCCUGGCAAUGCCUUGGUAGGCUUGGAUAGCCUUGAAAGUCUUUCUUUUUAUGACAACAAAUUGGUAAAAGUUCCUCAGCUUGCACUUGAGAAAGUUCCCAACUUAAAAUUCCUGGAUCUCAACAAAAAUCCGAUUCAUAAAAUUCAAGAAGGGGAUUUUAAAAACAUGCUCAGAUUGAAAGAGCUGGGGAUCAACAACAUGGGAGAGCUGGUGUCUGUCGAUAGGUACGCGCUGGACAACCUGCCUGAGCUCACAAAGCUGGAGGCCACCAACAACCCAAAGCUGUCUUACAUCCAUCGCCUGGCCUUCCGCAACGUCCCCGCCCUGGAGAGCCUGAUGCUCAACAACAAUGCCUUGAAUGCAGUCUACCAAAAGACAGUGGAGUCCCUCCCAAACCUGCGUGAGAUCAGCAUCCACAGCAACCCGCUCAGGUGCGACUGCGUCAUCCACUGGAUCAACUCCAACAAAACCAACAUCCGCUUCAUGGAGCCCCUCUCCAUGUUCUGUGCCAUGCCCCCAGAGUUCCGGGGGCAGCAGGUGAAGGAAGUGCUGAUCCAGGACUCAAAUGAACAGUGUCUUCCAAUGAUCUCUCACGAGACCUUUCCCAAUCACUUGAACCUGGACAUCGGCAUGACGGUGUUUUUAGAUUGCCGGGCCAUGGCAGAACCUGAGCCAGAAAUCUACUGGGUCACUCCUCUGGGCAAUAAAGUCACUGUGGAAAGCCUCUCUGACAAAUACAAGCUGAGCAGCGAGGGCACCUUGGAGAUCUCCAACAUCCAGGUUGAGGACUCUGGCAGAUACACCUGUGUGGCUCAAAACAUAGAAGGGGCUGACACGAGGGUGGCCACCAUCCGGGUGAACGGCACGCUCCUGGAUGGCACCCAGGUGCUGAAGAUCUACGUGAAACAAGCCGAGUCCCACUCCAUCCUGGUCUCUUGGAAAGUCAAUUCCAACGUCAUGACGUCCAAUUUAAAAUGGUCAGUCGCCACCAUGAAGAUUGACAACCCUCACAUCACCUACACCGCCAGGGUCCCGGUGGACGUCCACGAGUACAACCUCACGCAUUUACAACCCUCUACAGAUUAUGAGGUGUGUCUGACAGUGUCCAACAUCCACCAGCAGACACAGAGGUCCUGUGUCAACGUCACGACCAAAAACGCGGCGUUUGCGCUGGAUAUUUCCGACCAGGAGACCAGCACGGCCCUGGCGGCAGUGAUGGGAUCCAUGUUUGCUGUCAUCAGCCUCGCCUCCAUCUCUGUUUACAUUGCAAAAAGGUUUAAGAGAAAAAACUACCACCACUCAUUGAAAAAAUAUAUGCAAAAGACCUCUUCAAUCCCCCUGAACGAGCUCUACCCUCCUCUUAUUAAUCUCUGGGAAGGUGACAGUGAAAAAGAUAAGGACGGCUCUGCAGAGACCAAGCCCACCCAAGUCGACACAUCCAGAAGCUAUUACAUGUGGUAACUCAGAGGAUAUUUUGCUUCUGGUAGUAAGGAGCACAAAGACUUUUUUGCUUUAUUCUGCAAAAACGACGAGUUGAAGACUUUUGUAUUUUUGACUUUGCUAGCCCGUGGCAGAGCGGCGAGGACAGGUGGAUAUUUCAGGAUUUUUUAGUAUAGCGUAUCGCAAUGGUUGACACAAAUGGCAGCUUCACCUAGCUUCCUACUUCUCUGUUUAUUUUAUUGGUUUUUUUUCCCCUUUUUUGCCUUUUUUUUUUUUUUAGUUAUUGUGCUAAACUCACGAGUGUCCUAACUCCAGUGGUGAAUAGAGGAGAGGCUGGGGGAGCCGUUCUCCCUCAGUUUUGGACCUGCAGUGAUCUAGGUGUGUGACCCUGGGCUGAGGACUCUACCCUGAGAAAAGGAGACCCUGAAAGAUGUUAGUUGACUGUACUGUAAUGUUGUAUCAACUGAUUUGAAUGUUUUUGAUUUUCAACAAUGAGUUUUCUUUUUUAUUAUUAUUAUUAUUUUUGUAGUAGUUGAGGGCUUAGGUAAAGCUAACAGGCAAUAGGAAUAUGUACAUCCAAUUUUUUAAUGUAACAGACUAAAUGUUAAUUGUUCUUAUUCUUUUUAUUCUAUUUAGUAGACACUUUUGAAGAGUUACUAGAGUUUUGUUGUGUUUAAAUCACCAACACCCGGUGUUUAAUGAAGGCAGAGCUAUAAUAAAUUUAGUUUUGUUCUGAUUUUUUAUUUUAGAAGUCACAAUAAUGUAUUGGGGUUAGAUGUCACUGGUUUGACUGGUGAUCAUGUUUUGACAUAAAAUAUAUCCAAAAUGUUAUAUAAAAAUAUUGUGGGGGUUUUUUCUUGAUGAAAUGCAAGUUCCAGGUUCAGGUUUUUUAUGCAUUUGUGUUAAUAGCAGAGGCAAAACAUGGAAAAUAAUUUAUUGAGAAAAAUGUCUCAGCAUGGCUUUUGGACUGAGAGUCACAUGCAGAAUCAAAACUGUUUGGCUUAGGGUACACAGCAAGAAGAAUUCACAGAGUGUGUAACAGGACAUUUUCCUUUUUGUAUACUUUUCUGUUUAUAUUCUGAGCUAAGGUAAAAAUGAAGCUGACAUUUAGCUGUCAUUACCAUCAGUUAGGACAAAAAAACCUCAGUGCUACCAAACUGAAAUAAACCAGUUAAAUCUUGGAAUAUACUUGAAAAAACAAUUAUUUGGAAUAAUGUUCCUCCAAAAGCAGAAAUUAAGAUUAAAACUACCAAGACAGUUGCACUUGCUCCAAUACUGAACUGUAUUUUUUACAGGCUUGAAAUUAGUCUGGAUUCUGAGUAUUUUCCUGAAUUCCUGUGGUAAGAGAGCAGCAGUGGUUGUGUGCACUGGGUACAACAUAAAGGCAUCAUUUACACCUGA